Molecule: messenger RNA, 1213 nt
Organism: Drosophila takahashii
Lineage: Eukaryota; Metazoa; Arthropoda; Insecta; Diptera; Drosophilidae
Cellular component (GO): cytosol
Molecular function (GO): L-galactose dehydrogenase activity
Source: RefSeq, a predicted model, not a curated record
CAUUUCUACUAUUUUAGUUUGUCAAUUGAACAGUGGAAGAUGUCGGGAUCGCUGCCAGCCACAUUUGUCAAGGGCUUCCACAAUGAGGAGCUGGUGCGUCGUAUGGAGUACCGUCAACUGGGCUCCACGGGACUGCGAGUCUCGAAAAUCGCCUUGGGAGGAGCCACCCUCUCGAAACUCUUCUCCGACGACUUUGAUCGGGAGGAGGGUAUUCGCACGGUCCAGGAGGCCAUUAGAUCCGGGAUCAACUACAUAGACACAGCCCCUUUUUAUGGUCAAGGCAAGUCGGAGGAGCUGCUCGGCCAGGCGCUGAAGGAUGUUCCCAGGGAAGCCUACUAUAUAGCCACCAAAGUGGCGCGGUACGAAUUGGAUCCCGAGAAGAUGUUCGAUUAUACGGCUGCCAAGGCCCGGGAGAGUGUGAAAAAGAGUCUGGAGUUGCUAGGAUUGGAGCGAGUGGAUGUUCUACAGGUUCACGAUGUGGACGCCGCACCAAGUCUGGACAUCGUGCUAAACGAGACCAUUCCCGUUCUUGAAGAGUACGUUCGGGCAGGAAAGGCCCGGUUCAUCGGGAUCACCGCCUACGACGUGGACGUGCUGAAGGAGUGCGCCGAACGGGGCAAGGGUCGCAUCCAGGUGGUGCUCAACUAUGCCCGCUACACCCUGUUGGACAACACCCUGUUGCGUCACAUGAAGGCCUUCCAGGAACUGGGCGUGGGCAUCGUGUGUGCCGCCGCCCACUCGCUGGGACUGCUGAGCAACGCUGGACCUCAGUCCUGGCAUCCCGGCAGUCCGGAACUCCUGGCGGUGGGCAAACGGGGAGCCGAGAUCUGCCAACAGAGGAACGUGGAGCUGGGAAAACUGGCCAUGUACUAUUCAAUGCAACUCGAUGGGGCGGCCACCUUCCUCAUCGGGAUCCCCAAUCGAGAGCUGCUGCGGAUUAACUUGGACGCCGUCUUCGAUGGACUCACUCCCCAUGAACAGGAAGUGCUGCAGUACCUGCGCGAAAACGUUUUCACAAAGUCCUAUAGCUGGGGCUCCACUUUGUCCACGGUUAACAUGUUCAAAUGAGGGGACACUCAAAAUGGAUAGCCGAACUUGGGCUUUAAACGACAAGGAAGUCAUCGGAAAAUGCAGGAAGAAUUUAAAAUUAACAUUAAUAUAUGUAAAAAGUUAUGGAAAUAAAAAUUAUUAAAAAUUAAAUAGCUUAGAAAAA